AUGCUUCACUUCCGGAACAUGAGCGGCGAGGUGGUCUGCAGCUGUGCCGCAGAGGCCUGCGCGCCUGCAGCCGACGACAGAAGCAUGGCCGACGCCUUCCGCAAGUACCUGCGCAAGCGAAUCGGCGCCCCGCGGUACAGAACGCAAUUCAUCGUCGACGGCAAGAUCACAGACAACAAUCAACCGUGGAGCACCUUGAGCGCUUUCACGACAACCCUCGCGAACCUCGACAUCCAGAUGGUGGUGCCAAGCUGCGUAGCGGAAGGCCGCAAGGAGCUCAAGCGCGCAAUCAAGCAAGGCAACAUUGAAAUGGUCAAAAGCGUGAUGGAAAGCUUUGCAGACCCCAACAUGAGCAUAGACAUUGUCGAAAGCAUGGAUCCCGACGACAUGAACAUCAUGAACAUAGACACCCAAGAGAUCGACCUCCAACCCGUGCAGCCCCUUCAGCUCGCCGUUUGCCUGAAAGAAUACUCAAUCACAAAGGUGCUGCUGAAAGCUGCGGCGAACGUCAACAACACAAACAGCAGUCCGCCGGCCUUGAACAUCGCCUGCUACAACCACGACCUCAGGAUGAUGCAGCUGCUGCUCAGGCGCACAGCCGAUCCCAACCACAGAAACAAGCUGGGCUACACCACCUUGCACGCCUGCGUCUUGCGCGGCGCAGCCUCCGCAACAGCCCUCCUUCUUCGGUGUCGCGCAGACAUGGCCGCCGAAUGUUGCUGCGACGGACUGACCCCUCUGGGGGUGGCCAUUCAAUGGAGCAUCUCCAGCGCGGCAAAGUUGCUGCUGGCACAUCGAGCCAUCGUGCACGAAGCCCGAGCAUCCCACAGCGCUCUUCACGUUGCCGCCGAGCAAGGCAACACAACAUUCAUGCGAAUUCUGGUCGAAGCCAAAGCAGACCCGAAUGCCACCAAUCGUCACGGGGAGAGUCCGGCGGACGUCCUGCCCAAGCGCUCCACCUUUCGUGAACGUCAUGUCUGCCGACGACUACUGAGUCAGCAGCUGUAG
This is a messenger RNA of Symbiodinium natans, 1008 nucleotides long. NCBI's taxonomy places the organism in Eukaryota, Dinophyceae, Suessiales, Symbiodiniaceae. The record is from the annotation of a GenBank genome assembly.